Messenger RNA from Naegleria lovaniensis, 1734 nucleotides. RefSeq lists its product as uncharacterized. The transcript is spliced from 2 exons. The record is from RefSeq and is a predicted model, not a curated record. Gene Ontology annotation, molecular function: transmembrane transporter activity. NCBI's taxonomy places the organism in Eukaryota, Heterolobosea, Eutetramitea, Acrasida, Naegleriidae. The coding region runs from base 1 to 1734 and encodes 577 amino acids. Gene Ontology annotation, biological process: transmembrane transport.
AUGGAGUCUCAAGAACGUCUUGAAAAUUCUUCAUCCGAAUUUGCGUAUCAACAACAGGAAUUCAAACCCUCUUCUCAGACGCAGGAAGCAAUCAACCACGCAAGCAAUGAUAUCAAGGAACCAAAUACUGUAUCAACAGAGUCAAAGAAUUCAUCAUCAGAUUCGAACAUGGCCUCUGCCAAGAAAGGUCCAAAGGUUUUAUGUGGCUUUAUUAGAACAGACAGGUAUUUGGGCAUUAUUGAGCUCAAAAAAGGCGUCACUUGGGUGAACAUAACAUGCUACUACGCUUUAACCAUUGUCCUCAUUGGUAUUUUCGUUUUCAUAAAUGCAAUGGCAAGUUACGUCUUUGAGGCUUAUUUAAGAGGCCACGUAAGAAGGCAAGAUCAGGGCAAAUUAGCAGGCGAUCUUUCUUUCUACAAUGAAAUUUGCAUCAUUGUUUUUGGAAUGUUUUGGGGAAUUCUGACAGACCUUUUGAAAGGAAGAAAAUUUGUGUACAUGGUUGGAUUUUUGUUGAUGGCACUUGGCCUCUUCUUGUACACAUUUGCCUUGACUCCAGGUCAAUUAAUUUUAUACAGAAUAAUUUUUGCCAUAGGUGCAGCAAGUACCAGUAGUAUGCUUACUGCCAUUUUGGGAGACUACGUGAAAAAUAAGGACAGAGGAAAAGCCUCUGGUCUUCUUGGACUUUGUUCUGGUCUAGGAGCUGUUUUAUCUGCUUUGGUUUAUUUGAAAAUACCACAAUGGAUUCAAUCUGCAAACCCAUCAAUUCCUUCUGGCCAAGCUGGGUUUAUUUCAUUUAUUGUCAUGUCCUUAUUCUGUGUGGUUGCAAUGUGUGCCCUGAUGAUCUUUUACAAAGGAAAGAUUUUCCCUAUCUGUGAAAACUAUUUUGCCAAGAAAAAGACAAAAAAUAUUGACGGAAUUGAGAGUAGCUCAGACGAAGAGUCUGAUUCUGAUGAGCCAUCAGAUAAUGUAUUUGUUAGAUAUUUAAAAAGAAUUAGGGAUGUUUUGAUUCAAGGCUUGUUUAAAGCUCCUGCAAAAAGACCAUCUCUCAUUUUAGCUUAUGCAUCCAGUUUUGUUGCAAGAGGUGAUGCAACAUUGAUCACUACAUUUAUUACAUUAUGGGUGUCCCAACAAAUGAUUAAUGAUCAUGACUCCUCAAAGGCAGACGCUAUUGCAAGAGGAGGUACAAUUUCUGGUAUUUGUCAAACUUUUGCCCUUGUAGCUGCACCGUUUGUAGGAGUUUUUGCUGAUUUGAGAUUUAGAAGAAAGAAGCAAGACACCACUGAACAAACCACAGAUACUUUCAUCAGAAAGAUGUCAAGAUUAAUUACUAUGGCAGUAGUCUCAAUAAUAUCUGGCGUUGGAUACACAAUGUUAUCAUUGCUCUCAGAUGUGACAGGCGGAUUUGUGUACUUGCCAAUUGCUUUGAUCGGUAUUGGUGAGAUUGGUGUUAUUGUUUGCAGCCAAGUAUUGGUAACUGCUGAAUCUCCAAACAAAGUCAGAGGAAGUGUGAGUGGUAUAUUCACUUUGUUUGGUGCUGCAGGUAUUCUGUUAGCCACCAAGGUUGGAGGAGUUCUCUACGAUGAUUGGAAACCAAGCGGACCAUUCUUAUUCUACGGUGUGGUCAACUUUGCUCUCUUUUUGUUGACUCUUGGCUUCAUUGUUGGAAAUGUCAUUUAUUACAAGGUUUACAAGAAGUUGAAAAAGGUAUCACCAAAGGAGAGUCAAUUACCAUAA